AUGACCUCGACCCUUGGCCUUGCAGCUGCUCGAGCGUUCAGGUCACAUCAGAAGAGCCCAGAUGUUGCCGCGAUAACGUUUCAGGUGUUGCGUCCGCAGCGCUCGGGACAGAAAUGGACUUGCUCGGACUGCCGCUCUGCGAUACGGCAGCAGGCUUUCUCGAAGACGACUGGGAGAGAUAGUGGACCUGGGAUAAGGCAGUUCACAACAUCUCGCAUACUCCGCGAUGAACCUCGAAAGCCCAUACAAGACAUUCCCACUUCCUCACAACCCACGCCCACGCCGAACGACUCUCCAAUAGCGAACCACGAGUCUCUCCCCUCCACGACAGACCGCCGGCGCUCGCAACUAACCAAACGACUCACCCAAAUCACCGACUCCAUCCUCGCCCGCGCCUCCAUCGCCGGCCAGCACAUCAACGCCUACACCGGCACCGACUACUCCGGCAUCGAGGCUCUCCGCUCGCGCAUUGCCGCCCAGGAAGAAGCCGUGCGCUCCAAAAUAUCUACCGUAGACUCCGCACGCACCCAUCACCAAGAGGCGCACGCGGAACAAGGCUCCGCGCAAAAAGAGAUCGUCGGACUGCUGGAGCGGAAGUCCUCGUGGUCCCCAACAGAUCUCGAGCGGUACAUGAGCCUUGUGCGUUCCGAGCAUACCAAUGAGCAGGCAGUACAGCUUGCGCGAGAUGGGCUGGCGGAUGCGGAAAGGGAUUUGGAGAGCGCCAGGAGUUUGUUGGAGAGGUUGGAGCGGAAGCAGUAUCAUGAAGAGCAGAUCUGGAGUGAUACUAUUAGGAGGAAUAGUACGUGGGUGACGUUUGGGCUGAUGGGUGUUAAUAUUGUCUUGCUGUUGGCGCAGAUUGCCAUUUUUGAGCCGUACAGGAGGAGGAAGAUCGUGAAGGAGGUGAAGAAGGUUAUGGAUGAGAGCUCCGUAACAGCCGGGACUGGCGCAGUAGUUGAAGAGGUGGAGAGGCAGAUUGAUGAUGUCGUGCAGCCGCAGGCAGUGAACCCUGAGGCUAUUGAGGAGUCUGCUCCGCCGGAAGCUGUGACCGGCGAGCCGUCUAUGGAAGAUGCGACGUUGGCAUCGCAGGAUGUUGGAGAGGCACCGUUGGCGGCCGGCGAAGUGCUGCCUCAGGAGGCUGCCGAUGCUCCUGAAACAUCUUCCAUCCCGCCGCCAUUGCCGCCGAAGCGGCUCGAUACGUGGUCUGCCUUGUGGGAAAGCUACGUCGAAAGCUUCCAGGACUUAUUCAGCGAGCGAAUCGUUCAGCUGAAGAAGGUCGACGUGACGACCACAGCCCUGCAGGGCGCCGCGACUGGCGUUGCAGCCAUGGGCUUGCUCUUCGUAGUCUUCCGGCCUCGAUGA
Molecule: messenger RNA, 1359 nt
Organism: Saxophila tyrrhenica
Lineage: Eukaryota; Fungi; Ascomycota; Dothideomycetes; Mycosphaerellales; Extremaceae
Gene: SHE9
Product: sensitivity to high expression protein she9
Exons: 1
Coding region: 1-1359 (452 amino acids)
Biological process (GO): inner mitochondrial membrane organization
Cellular component (GO): mitochondrial inner membrane
Source: RefSeq, a predicted model, not a curated record